GGGGGAGGAGACUGCGGCGGGGCAGCGGCGGGUAGGAUCCCCUGUGGCAGAGGGGAGCCGCCGCGGGCAGCCAAGCAGAGGACGUGCGAGUCGAGAGCUUCCCUCCUAGACGUGAUCCUUGCCUGCGGAUCCUCCCCUCCCAAGCAAGUCUUGCUAGCAUCCGACUUGUGGCCAUUGAAUCACAGCUGAGACGGCGCCUUUCUCCUCUCCUGCAGGUAUGAAGACCCUCCACAAAAAGGCAGCUACAGGGCAGCAUGCCAGGGCAACUGUAGGUCACCACACAGGAUCUGCAAAUAUGAGGAAGAAAAAGACCUUCCAGAAGAAGCAGAGGGGCCGACCUUCCUCCCAACCCCGCAGGAACAUCGUGGGCUGCAGAAUUUCACAUGGAUGGAAGGAAGGGGAUGAGCCCAUCACCCAGUGGAAAGGAACCGUUCUGGAUCAGGUGCCUAUAAAUCCCUCUCUUUAUCUGGUGAAAUAUGAUGGAAUUGACUGUGUCUAUGGACUGGAACUUCACAGAGACGAAAGGAUUUUAAAACUUAAAAUCCUUCCUGAUAAGGUGCCAUUUUCUCGAGUCAGAGAUGUGCAACUUGCAAACACCAUAAUUGGCAAAGCAGUGGAACAUAUGUUUGAGGGUGAGCAUGGUUCUAAGGAUGAAUGGAGGGGGAUGGUUUUAGCCCAAGCUCCUAUCAUGAAAGCCUGGUUUUAUAUUACCUAUGAGAAAGAUCCUGUCUUGUACAUGUACCAGCUUUUAGACGAUUAUAAAGAAGGUGAUCUCCGUAUCAUGCCAGAGUCCAAUGAGUCUCCUCCAGCAGAGAGGGAGCCAGAAGGAGUUGUAGAUGGCCUGAUAGGUAAACAUGUGGAAUAUACCAAAGAAGAUGGCUCCAAAAGGACAGGCAAGGUCAUUCAUCAAGUUAAAGCCAAACCCUCUGUGUAUUUCAUCAAGUUUGAUGAUGACUUUCAUAUCUAUGUCUAUGAUUUGGUGAAAAAGUCCUAACUGUUAAGGUAAAAUUUGCCACGUUUGUGGAAACAUGUAUAAUUUGUAGACAUGCAAAAAAUGUUGCCUUUUAGUGUAGUGAAAGCUUGAGGGUCCCUGUUAAUUUUACAUCUUUGCCAGCAUAACUUGUUUUGUUCUUAAAAAUACAAAUUUAUGUGGACAUGACAUGCCUUGUGUAAGGAAUUUGUCUUCUUGAAAAGGUUGGGUGUGUUUGGUGGAGGGGCAUGAAAGGAAGGAACGCCAGUACAUUCAGGCUGUGAAUAAAGUUAAGCUAGUUUCAUAAUCAGUCAUCUAAAAAUGGAAUAGGACUUAGAUAUCCUGGUCUAGAGAGGGAGAGGGAAAGGAACUAGAGAUGGGCUGUCAGGGAGAGAGAGGAAGAGAUGAUUGCUUAGGAAGAGGUGGAGAGAGGCCAGAAAUGAAGAGGCUUCCUGGAGAAAGGGAAGACCUAGUGAGGGGGAAAUAUCCAGCUGGGAAGGGGGUGAAGAAUGGCAGAGGGAGAGUGAGAUCUUGGGACUAUGAGGAAAACAGAAAAUGAGUAGAGAGGGUCACAAAAAAGUGUGGAAGUGUUCAGAACAAGGAAGAGAGAGACCAAGUUGGCAGGUAGUUUCUUAGAUUGGGAGAGUCUAAAGAAUGCACAAAGGAGGGUCUGUCAUUGCAUGGAUGGGAGGCCACAAUGGGAGGGACACUUGAGGGAGAAGGAAUGCUAGGAAGAAAGACUGACAGAAGAAGUGAGAACACAGGAGAAGGGGUUUGGGGGGGAUGGUUUAUGGGGUAUAAAGUAUGGGAAGUUCCAGGAAGAAGUUUGAAUUCCGGCAGCAUCCACAACGCCCUUCCUGGCUCUGCACAAAGACAGGGACAGUUGACAAAGAAGCCAGCUGGAUUGGAGGUUCCCUAGAAGGGCAUUUUGAAAAGGAUGGGUCACACAAGUUAAGCAGGAGCAAAGUUCAUA
Messenger RNA from Loxodonta africana (African savanna elephant), 1943 nucleotides. RefSeq names its product spindlin-2. The transcript has 2 exons. The record is from RefSeq and is a predicted model, not a curated record. Gene Ontology annotation, biological process: regulation of DNA-templated transcription; gamete generation. NCBI's taxonomy places the organism in Eukaryota, Metazoa, Chordata, Mammalia, Proboscidea, Elephantidae. Gene Ontology annotation, cellular component: cytosol; nucleoplasm. The coding region runs from base 218 to 994 and encodes 258 amino acids.